CCCAUUACUUCCUCCCGGUAUCACCAUUCCUCCUUUGCCAGUAACUACCUUGGUACCCACUGGAACCGAAGUCCAGUCGAGUGCGUCGGAUCUAUCCAUAGCCAUCUUGGGCGUUUUUCCUAUUCUCCAAAACUGGAUAGAAGAUCCUGUCGCUCAUGUCACCGAGGUGACAGACGAGCUAGACAAUAUCAUACCCGACGCAGUUGGCUUCCUGGCCAAGCUACCAAAGCCAACAGACGGAGUUGAGCCAUGUGGGUCUGGAAAACGCCGAAGAAGCGAACGAGAUCACGAAUUGCACGAUGUUCUCAGUGAACGCGAUUUACUCGGCGGGUUGUUCAAGACAGCAUUCUCGCUCGUCAACUGUGUCAUCAACACUACCAACAAGGUGAAGGAUGCAGUUAUCGGCGGAACGACAGCCGCAGUGGAUACUGUCAAGGGCUUACAAGAUGACCUCAAGCCGUUGCUCGAUGCUCUCAACGAAGUGGUUCCAGACGAAGCCUCCGAGCCAUCUGACUCGGUAUCUGUGACUGAAGAACCUACGCAGACUUCCUCCUCUACAUGCACUCUAACGACCUUGAGCGCGGAAGGGCUUGCACCAGUGGAAACCGGCCGCCCUACUAAUCAUGUUUCGAAGCGAAGUCUUUCGAGCCCGUAUGGGUCUGAGCACAACGGCGAUGUUGGGGCAUGGCUCCUUGAUCAGAUCGAGGAUAGCCUUAACCCUUACGGCUCUCUUGAACAGGGCCGAGGAACGACUGGGCUGACGUUCCCACUGGAAGAUACAGCGGACGAUUGGCACCUGGUCAACUUAUGGGGUUGCACAUCCGUCGUGGUCAUCUCCCGCAAACGCAUGUUUCUUACCCACAUCUGGGAAAAACCUUCCAUGGAACAGCCACAGCUUUUUCAAAGUGAUGUAUUGGAUGUUCUCCGAAAUGGUAGUCCGGAGUUUUCCCACCCCCUUACAGUUUUCACUGUGCCCGGCGAAGGCUUCGAAAACAUUGCAGAAAACAAACAACAGCUUGUCGGUAUCACCGGUAUCACCCAUCCCAUCACCAGCUUCGACUGUGCCUACUCCGUCCACCCUCCAGACAACGAUCAGGCCGUCAAUGAGCGACUCAAGCAGCGAAAGUUCAAGCCCACCGCCCUCGUCGAUAGCCACAUCAUCACCAACUUCAAAGUCUUCUUUGACGUCGGAGACUCCCCCAGCACGACGAAAACACCUUCAGCAGUGCCUAAGCCAUCCCCUGCAUCGCAACCUCCGCCACCACCUCAAACCGAGCCUCCAACGAAGGCAUUAUCGGUGAUCUUCAGGAACACAAAAGGCAGUGACGAAGACUACAACAACUGGACCUUCUUCGAGAUCAAACCGAACACCCAAGCGGAUGGCUGCAGCGUGCCCGUCCUCAACGAUGUCUCGCGGCAAUGGUUGGAUACCUCUGCCCUAUCAACUCCACCGUGGCCGCACGGCACCUUUACCAUGCCGCUAUUUGGAGAAGAGGACUGCGAAUACCUGAGCGAUGGGACUAAUGCGGGUGUGCUUCAUUGUCCUAGUAUGGGUGACGGCAAGACGGUCGGGUGUAAAGAGGCUGAUGAGAAGGACGAUGCUGAUGGUGUGACGGAUUGUAAUUAUCCGGGUCUUGAAAGGAAGGUCCAUAUUGUUGUCUAUUGUGAGUGGUAG
Alternaria conjuncta is the source of this 1675-nucleotide messenger RNA. RefSeq lists its product as uncharacterized. The annotation marks the transcript as partial. The transcript is spliced from 5 exons. The record is from RefSeq and is a predicted model, not a curated record. Lineage: Eukaryota; Fungi; Ascomycota; Dothideomycetes; Pleosporales; Pleosporaceae.